This is a messenger RNA of Exophiala dermatitidis NIH/UT8656, 981 nucleotides long. RefSeq lists its product as uncharacterized. Bases 1 to 981 code for a protein of 326 amino acids. NCBI's taxonomy places the organism in Eukaryota, Fungi, Ascomycota, Eurotiomycetes, Chaetothyriales, Herpotrichiellaceae. The record is from RefSeq and is a predicted model, not a curated record. The transcript is spliced from 2 exons.
AUGUCUUCAGCCUACGUGAGGCAAGCCCCUCCUUCACCUCCUGAAAGUGCCUCUGAAGCCACGGUCGAGGUGUAUGCCCUUCAAGCCGGUCAUUUUGCCUUGCCAGAACGUUUCUUCGUCCACCCGGCCUCGGAAACAGCGAGGAGGACCGUCCCUUCACUGUCUUUCCUGAUCAUCCACCAGGAUCUAGAAACAGGUCGCACAACUCGAAUAGUCUUUGACCUCGGUCUACGGCGAGAUAUUAGUCGCUAUCCUGUCCCGAUCCAGAAGCAUAUCGAAACAAGGCAGCCCUUGACGACCCUUCCUGACGUGACUGCGAGUCUGGCAGCUGGUGGACUGAAGCCAGACGAUAUAGAUUAUGUGAUCUAUUCUCACGUGCAUUGGGACCAUGUAGGGGAACCUCGAGAUUUCCCGAAAAGCACAUUCGUGGUGGGAAAUGGAGCGGUAGCUUUGCUGCAAGGCGCAGGGUCGUUGCGAGGGAGUCAUUCGUUCUUCGAGGCUGAUCUGCUACCGUCCGAGCGAACCAUUGAAUUACCAAAUCCCUUCGAAGAGGUUGACGAGGAGCAGCAUGGCUUUGGUCCGGAUGCAGCAGACUUCACGCAGGAAUGGAAGCCUUACGGCAAUCUUCCCCGAGUCCUCGAUGUCUUCCACGAUGGGAGCUUGUACAUCGUCGACUCACCAGGUCAUCUUCCAGGCCACAUCAACCUUCUGGCAAAGACAAGCCCGACGUCAAGUGUGUACCUGGCGGGAGAUGCCUGCCAUGAUCGGCGCAUCAUGAGAAAUGAAAGGCAGAUCGGAGAAUGGCUUGAUGACCAUGGGCAUAUCUGCUGCAUCCAUGCCGACAAAAAACUGGCCGAGCAGACGAUUCAACGCAUUCAGGAGUUGGAAUCGAACGGCGUCGAAGUGAUUUUUGCGCACGACUACGAGUGGGAGGAAGAUCCGCGGAACCAGUCUCGCUUCUUUGGACAAUCGAAGUCUUGA